Mytilus californianus (California mussel) is the source of this 1924-nucleotide messenger RNA. Its product is annotated as plasma alpha-L-fucosidase-like. The transcript is spliced from 8 exons. The coding region runs from base 185 to 1588 and encodes 467 amino acids. The record is from RefSeq and is a predicted model, not a curated record. Lineage: Eukaryota; Metazoa; Mollusca; Bivalvia; Mytilida; Mytilidae. Gene Ontology annotation, molecular function: alpha-L-fucosidase activity. Gene Ontology annotation, biological process: fucose metabolic process; glycoside catabolic process. Gene Ontology annotation, cellular component: lysosome.
UGUGACUCGAUCUAUUUUUAGUUAUAUAUGUCCGCUAAUUUAUUGUCCUGAUGCGGAAAUUCUUCAUUGUAUAAUUUCGAAACUAACAUUAACAGUUUAAUCCACCAAGGAUAAUUUUGUUCGUUUGGGAAAUUGAUCUUACGGUGGAUAGCUUAGCAACAUUGACACAGCCACUUGUUAAGACAUGCAUGUAAAAAUUGGAAUUUACGUAACUUCGAUUUUGCUGCUCGUUUGCAUUGUUCAGACAUCAUGUAAAAAAUAUGAACCAAACUGGGAGUCGAUAGACUCACGACCUCUGCCUGGUUGGUUCGAUGAUUCGAAAGUCGGCAUUCUUAUUCAUUGGGGUGUGUUUUCUGUUCCUUCGAUUUUAUCAGAAUGGUUCUGGUAUCAGUGGAAAACAAGGACUCCUGUUCUGGUUGACUUCAUGAAAGAGAAUUAUCGACCCGAUUUCACCUAUCCAGACUUUGCACCACAAUUAACAGCCGAGUUUUUCGAUGCAGAAGAAUGGGCUAAUUUGUUGAAGCUUUCUGGAGCCAAGUAUGUAGUAUUAGUUGCCAAGCACCAUGAAGGUUAUACCAUGUGGCCCUCCAACUAUUCCUGGAACUGGAACAGUAUGGAUGUCGGCCCUAAAAGAGAUAUUGUUGGAGAGGUUGCAGACGCUAUUCGGAAGAAUACAGACAUGCAUUUUGGACUUUACCACUCCUUGUUUGAAUGGUUCAAUCCAAUAUUUGAGCAAGAUAGAGCUAAUGGUUUCAAAACACAAGAUUUUGUUUCAAUGAAGACAAUGCCAGAACUGUACGAAAUUGUCAAUAAGUACAAACCGGAAAUAAUAUGGUCAGAUGGUUCACAUGCUGCCAAGGACGACUACUGGAACGCUACAAAUUUUCUUGCUUGGCUUUACAACGACAGUCCAGUUAAAGACUAUGUUGUGACCAAUGAUAGAUGGGGUGUCAAUGACAACUGUAUACAUGGUGGAUUUGUGAAUUGUGGAGACAGAUUCAAUCCAAAGGUACUACAUAAGAGAAAAUGGGAGAAUGUAAUGACACUCGAUCGUUACUCCGCUGGAUACAGACGAAAUGCUAAACUUGCUGAUUACUUUUCUGUACAUGAACUGUUGACAGAGGUCGCUCAAACUGUCAGUUGUGGUGGAAAUAUAUUGAUUAAUGUUGGGAUAACAAAAGAAGGCACAAUCACACCAGUAUUUCAGAAUAUAUUGCUGAAACUUGGUGGAUGGCUUGAAGUCAACGGAGAAGCCAUUUAUGGUUCCAGACCCUGGUUAUAUCAAAGUGACAAUGUAACAAAAGACGUUUGGUACACCUCCAAUAUGGUUGAACAAGAUGUAUUUGUGUAUGCAAUCAUGUUAUCCUGGCCAAGGAACAACAACACCAUAACCCUAGGAUCAACAAUUAUGACAACAACUACAACCGUUGUCAGCAUGUUAGGAUAUAAUGGCAACUUUUCUUGGAGACCGAACUCAUAUGGAGGAAUAAAUGUUACUAUACCAGCAAUACCUAUAAACUUGAUGCCAAGUGUAGAUGCAUGGGUACUCAAGAUAUCAGGACUGAAAAAUGUUUCUAAACGUACUUAAAUAUCUUCAGUGUUUGUUCAGCUUUACUUUUUGUACAAAUUAACUUACUUUUCAUAUUUUUAUAGUGUUAACUUUAUUAUUAUUUUUAAAUACAAUAUGCAUGUUGUAUUUUUUGAUAUCUGCUCUUUCACCCUAUUUUACAAAUAUGUUAUGAUAAGAAGAAUCAUGAAUGGUCAUUCAAAGAAACAUGAUACAAAUGUGUGUUUAUAUUUAUUUAUAAAUUCAAUAUUCUACAUUAAUUGUCAGAUAAACAAAAUAAAUAUUGCUUUAUACAUGUGCAUGAGUGCCGCUGACAUUAUACAAUGACAAUUAUUAUAAUAAAAUCAAAUACAUUUA